GGGUAUCAUAAGGAGGCAUCACCAUUUCUCAACACCAACUCAACACCAAAACAUCAACACCACACCAAAAUUUAAACACCAUGGGAGUGACAGUUCUACAGAUCUUCCCGGACUCCUCCCGCUCGGGCUGCAUGGAGACGGAGAAGCUGCACAAGCGAAUCAUGCACUUGGAUGCCAUCCAGUGCGGGAUGUUCACCGUCGACUGUGACACCUGCUACACCGUGGCCCAGACAGGCACCAACGUUCGGAAGCUCAACAUCGUCCACAACAGCGAGACGCCCACCACCACCUACGCCAUCCUGGACACGGGGACCAAGCAGGUGACCCUCUCGGCCGACUACCUCUUCGACCUCCUCCUGCCGCGCCUCGACUUCAUGUACCAGUCGAAGAAGAACCUCAAGAUCGAGUCCAAGGGUGCCAAGUAUGAGAUCGGCGACUUCGUGGUCAAGAUCGGGACGGUGACGAUGAGCGGCCACUACAAGGCCAUCUUAGUGGAGGUGGAAUAUUUGCCCUGCCAAACGCCCGCCCUCUGCUGGUCACUAAUGCGGGAGUUCAUGCAGAGUUUUAUGGGCUCCUGUGUGAAGCCGACCCCGCCCCCCUACCUCCAGAACCGCUUCCACGAUGUCCACACCCCCCAGGACACGGUGCAGCAGUACGUGGAGAAGUUCAACGAGAUCAGAGAGGGCACCACCUUCGCCGGCACGCAGACCACGGGCUCCAGCACCUAACACACACACACACACACACACACACACACACACACACAUUUAUGCUAUCUAAUCUUCACUUUUCCUUCUCUCUACAACCUUGAUCUCACUUAGUCCUCUUCCUUCUCCUCUUGCUCAACUGUUUCUCUUUCUCUUUCCCUCUCUGCUUCCUAAUCUACUCUUCCUUCCCCUCAUCAUCCAUCACUCUGCAUCACCUCCCCUUCAUCCCUUUCGUCUCAUUACUUUCCUUACCGUCUCGUCCUUUUAAAAAAUUCUUACUAGUUAAUUCCUCCUCUGAAAUGAACUUCCCCUUAAUAAUGUUCCGUUUUCCUCUCACGGUGAAAUAAAUAUCAAAAAAUUUCUUUCUAGCUAAUUCUUCCUCUGAAAUGUAAUAAUGUACGGUUUUCCUCUCACGGUGAAAUAAAUAUCCACACCCUUUUCUGCCUUAAGUAAUUUCACAGUGUUUUCUUCUCUCCUUUUAAAUGAUUUCGUUGCGCUCUCCUCUUUUUAUCAUCCCUUUUCACAGAAACUAUCUCCCUUUUUUUUCCUCCUUCCUCACUCAGAUUUUCUUCCCUUUUCCUUUCCUCCCUCCCCAUGCAAAUUCUCUCCGCUCUCUUUCCUCCCUACCCACGAAAACUGUCCCUCUUAACCCCUCCAGCACCUAACACACACACACACACACACACACACACACACACACACACACACACACACAUCUGUACUAUCUAAUCUUCUCUUCUCCUUCUCUCUACAACCCUGAUCUCAUUUAUAGUUCUCUUCCUCCUCCACCUCCUCCUCCUAACCCCCUAUUCCUCUCUACAGUAUUGAAAAAAGUAUGUGAUUUAUAUAUUAGUAAAAAAUAAACUUGGA
Messenger RNA from Eriocheir sinensis (Chinese mitten crab), 1577 nucleotides. RefSeq names its product mediator of RNA polymerase II transcription subunit 20-like (gene MED20). Lineage: Eukaryota; Metazoa; Arthropoda; Malacostraca; Decapoda; Varunidae. Gene Ontology annotation, biological process: regulation of transcription by RNA polymerase II. Gene Ontology annotation, molecular function: transcription coactivator activity. Gene Ontology annotation, cellular component: mediator complex. The record is from RefSeq and is a predicted model, not a curated record. The transcript has 6 exons. The coding region runs from base 81 to 728 and encodes 215 amino acids.